Carassius gibelio (silver crucian carp) is the source of this 5229-nucleotide messenger RNA. RefSeq names its product MAX dimerization protein 4 (gene mxd4). Gene Ontology annotation, biological process: regulation of transcription by RNA polymerase II. The record is from RefSeq and is a predicted model, not a curated record. The coding region runs from base 183 to 809 and encodes 208 amino acids. Gene Ontology annotation, molecular function: RNA polymerase II cis-regulatory region sequence-specific DNA binding; protein dimerization activity; DNA-binding transcription factor activity, RNA polymerase II-specific. NCBI's taxonomy places the organism in Eukaryota, Metazoa, Chordata, Actinopteri, Cypriniformes, Cyprinidae. The transcript has 6 exons.
UUACGUGCAGUCUGCAUUAAUUUUUGUCGAGAGUCUCUACGACUCAGAAUUGAACUGUCCACAUCGAGCGUCGUCACUUUUUUGUUUGUUUUGUUUUGUUUUCUCCCUUUGUUUUCCACCAUUUGUUAAACAGUGUACAACACGUUUUUUGUGUUAUAUUUUAUUUCUGUUAAUACACCGGAAUGGAACUUAAUUCUCUUCUUCUUCUUCUUGAGGCAGCAGAGUAUUUGGAAAGAAGAGACAGAGAAGCUGAACACGGUUACGCAUCUGUUUUGCCGUACGAUAGUGACUUUUCCAGAAAGAAAACGAAAUCCUCUCCUAUUUCAAGAAAACCUCACAACAAUAGGUCAUCACACAAUGAGCUGGAAAAACACAGACGUGCCAAACUGCGAUUGUACCUGGAGCAGUUGAAACAGCUUGUGCCUUUGGGUCCUGAAAGCACCCGUCACACCACACUGAGUCUGCUCAAACGCGCCAAAAUGCACAUCAAGAAGCUGGAGGAACAGGACAGGAAGGCUCUAAACACGAAGGAGCAACUGCAGAGAGAACAUCGCUACCUCAAACGGCGCCUGGAGCAGCUCUCUGUACAGGGUUUAGAGCGCAUCCGCACUGACAGCAUGGGCUCCACCAUCUCCACUGACUCGGAGCAAGAAGUGGACGUUGACAUAGAGGGCAUGGAGUUCACACCAGGUGAGGGGGAUAGCCUGGACAGUGUUAGCGAUGGUGAGGACCACUACAGCCUGCAGAGCAGCUCCAGCGAUGGAGGCCACCAUUCACAUUCCCACAGAUUACAGGCUCACAUCUGCUAGGCCGUGUCAGACCGCAGCAGUGUGUCACCUCCAACAUACCCAUCAGCCACUCCCAGCUGGCAGGAAGCACCUGGCUGAUUUCCACUCCCCAGAAAACUUUCUUCCCUCUAAGCCCUUUCAACGCUUUAUAUCAAACCCUCCCUAACCCCACAAAUACACACAGACAAGCAAUAUGUGGUUUUAGUAAGAACAUGUGGUGUGGUAAUGCAGUUUUAACUCGUCUCUUCUGCUGUGUAUGUAUGAGAAAUUGUGGCUCUGUUCCAAAACCUAGUAACUGCCUAGCUGUCUAUCGUCUACUUCAACGCAGUAUCCUAACUGAAAAGGAAAAAAAAAACUCUACAAAGGCUUGCUGAUGUGUAUAUGUCACAAGGCAGCAUGGUUUUCCUGUGUACUUUUUGGCUUCGUUUACACUUGCACAAAAUCCGUUUUUUUUUUUUUUUUUUUUUACUCCCACAUAGAUCAGAUAUUGUCGCAUAUGUAUGAACACAAAAAUCUGCAUCCAUUCUGAACCACUUCCAAAUGUAGUUUUUAAAUCAGAUAUAUAUUGUAUAAAUCUGAUCUAUGUCUAAACCUAUAUAUUCAUAAUGGAUGAGGGCGAAACACACAAUCAAAUCACUAGAUAAGGAACCUUUAUAAUAGGUAGAAAAUUCCACACACACAGCAACAUUCAGGAGCAUAGAAACCUGCUCGGUGAAUUUUAUAAAUAGAAUAGGUUAUCUACUGAACGCAAUAUUUUAUUUGUAACCUUGCUGAUUUUGAAGUACCUAAACUCAUAGAUUCAUGACGUAAAGAUACUGCACAGAUACAGUUAACACGUCUCUUUCUUAAAUUUAUUCAAGUGAAUAUAAUCUCACAGCGCUACCUUUUUUUGACUUCAGAAUUCUAGAUCUAAUGAAGACUACCAUUAAUUUAUCUUUCGUCUUUCAACAUCAUUGACCUUUUUACAUUUUAUAUACGGACAUCCAAAACCAGAAAGUCAACUGAGUUGCUGAAAGUGAUCACCAAAAGGAAUUGUUCUAGUUUGGACAAGAAUUAAUAUAAAUGCACAUAUGGUAUACAAGUUUUGUCUUGAAUUAAUAUAAAUAGAUGGGACAAAAAAAUCAGAUAUGAUCAAAAGAUCAGAUCUCUGCAUUCAUGUAAAUGCAGCUGUAAAUUGCUGUUCCGAAAUUGAAGCGCAAGUCUAUAAUACCCAAAAUGCUAUCUAGGCAGGCAGGUCACUGGGUUUUUGAAUAGAGCUUGCUUGUGUGUCAGUUCAUUUUGAUUUAUGGGUUUAAACAGAGUUCUUUCUUAAAAGUGAAAAUCAUAGCAUCAGACACACUAAUAGACUAAUGGAAAGGGAGCAAAAGGACAAAACUUCAGGGCACUUCACCCAACGCCGUUAAAUUGACCAUGACGAUUCAUUAAUUGGCUACUUUUGUGUAAAAGAAAAGAGAAUAUUAAUAUCUAAUGGUUGAUUCAUAGCAAAGAAUUGGUGCUCUGCAAGUGCAUCAGUGUAGUAGUCUUUAUGUAAAACUUUCAGUAGUAAAUCAUGUAGCAGUAAACUUGGAAAGCUAUGGCUUUCUUAUGCAGUGAACUGAUUCUGGACAAAAAAUGAGAGACUUGAGAAGAUGAUUAUUUUCACCUGUUAUGUUUAGAUUGUGUGUGUGUGUGUGUGUGUUUAACAGCAGUCAAACUGACAAAUCAAAACUGUAUGACCAUACUGUGUGAAGGGGGGGGGGGGAAGCUCUUUGUUGUUGAGGUGUUGGUACUGUCAGAAAAUUAUACUGAUGCUAGUUCAUUGUUAGUUCAUUGUCUUUCCCCGUAACGUACUUGCAAUAAUUUCAGAAGCCUUCUUCAGCAGUAUAAAUGCAGUGCAGUGUGCAAUAUUCAGUAUAUGAAACGAAGUUCUUCGUGCUGGGAAUUCCAUUUCUUAACAGACAGUCCCAGUCUUCAAAGCAGGUUAGACCAAAAUAAAUAACAAAAGGAAACAAAAAAAGACAAAAAACGAAUUAAUAUUUUAAAAAAAGAAGCCAAAAAAAGAAAAAUAAAUAAUGGUCACUGAAAGUGAUAUUAUAUUUUCUGUAGUAGCUUUUGUACAAUAUUUCCUAAAUAGUUAUUGAUUAAAAGACAAAUAGAGGAGGAUAUGAAAAUGAGGCCAGGCUAAUUUAGUUUGGCAUUUGUCCCUAACUGUCAUGCUGUGCCUUGACUUGUCGAAUCCCAGUUCUUUUCCCAAUCUCUUUCAUACAUCCCUCCAACCCUGCUCAAAACCACAACCUGCCAGCCCCCCGCAGCUUCCAUCCUCAGAAUAGACUCUUCCUUGUUCUUUUGAUGAGAAAUUUGGGUUAGUCGCCUCUUUCAUUUUUUUAAUUCCUCAAAAACGUGCUUUCCAUUCUGCCAUGCAACAUCAUCCACUGUGACACUGGUCAUCUUCUCGUGGCAGCUUGUCUCACCCCAUUGAAAAGUGUUACCUUAUCAACUCUGCCCUUGAGGCUCUUUUCAUAUUUUUAUGUUUUCAUUUAUGUUAUAGUCCUUAUGCCUAUGAUGUGUUUCGUAUUUCAAACAAUGAAGUGGAAGACCUUAGGAGAAGAGCAUUGGAAUCAUUCAUUAAUGGCAGCUCGAGUCCUUCCCACACUCUCCCAAAGCUAGUUUCUGUUUAGUGUUAAAGUGUGCUCAAGGCGAUCAAAGUAUUUGAUCCCCUGCCCAUAAGAGAAAAGAGACAGCAAUAUGAUUCAGUUAGUUUGUAAGGGGUUGGGUGCAUUAGAUAGCAGCACUGUUUAAAUAUUAUGGUGCAUAUUGUGACCAACACAUUGAGUUUAAUCUCUCCACUCUCUGCAAACACUGAAAGGAGUAUGGAAGCCCAUUUUCUACCAUGGAAUAAUAAAUAAUAAUAAUUAAACAAAUUGAAAACAAUACAAAAAAGAACAAAAUAAAAAGGUAAUUGUGACUUUUUAUCUCACAGUUUGGACUGUUUCUCUGUAGAUAUUAACUCAGAACUCAUAACACAAUUGUCAGUGUAAACUGAAUUCUGAGUUUUUCACUAGCCAUAAAAUAAAAUUAAAAAAUUAACACACAUAUUUUUAUAUCACAAUUUGGAUGUUUUUUCUUAUUAUUGUGAGUUUAUGUCUUUUGAUUUUGAAAUUUCUUUGUGUAGGUUUAUAUAUUACUUUAUAAUAUAUAUUAAAACAUAUUACAAUGAGAAAUAAACUCAGAAUUACAAUAUAUUUUUAUUUUAUUUUUUAUUUCGUGGCAGAAACAGGCUUCCAGAGGAGGGAGAAAAGGUUUUUUUUUUUUUUUUUUUUUUUUAUAAUAUAAUUUUGUUUUAUGUCAUUUUAAAGCUACAUUUUUAGGAAAAGUUUACAUUUAUGUCAUGGAUAUGCCUGACUGUUGUAGCAAAACUAUUCUUUUUGAGUGUGUUUCUGUAUGUUGAUCAAAAAAACUCUUGCACAGAACCUCCCAUUAACGUGCUUUGAUUGAAAGUUCAGAGAAUUAGGCAUGAGAUUUUAUAAUAUCUCUUAAGAGAUUGUAGCUUUCAUUGGCAUUAUCUAAGAAAUACUUUGUGACAGAGACAGGGCUAUUCAGUGGCUGCAGGCUUUUUUUUUUUUUUUUUUUUACUUUUUAAAACACUAAAAUGAGGAUAUGUCAGCAGACAGGCACAGAUAUAAUUAUGUGGAAAGUAACAGGUGUCCAAGUAUUUUAAACAUGUGUUCCAUUACUCUGAGGAGAGGAAGAAAAAAAAAACAGACCAGGAAGAAACAAGUGAUACUUUGUGUUUUUCUGCAGAGCAUGUACGAUUGAGAAUACUUAAAGUCAGUGCAGCUGGAAAGCUAGAUCGGAUAAAGACAGGCAGUGAAGGCUACUAAAAAAGAUCAGAGUGACCAAGAAAAAUAUAUAUCUAUAAAAAAAAUCCUUUUUACCUUUGUUAUUCACAUAAAAGCACUAAAAGAGUAAAAUAAAAAGAUUCCUGCCGUAUAGACUGUUUUAGAUAUAGACUUUUAUUUUUCUAACCCCUCCCAAUUUUGUGAGGCAUCAGGUGUAAUAUCAGAUUUAUCUUUAUAUAACUAUAGAUUUGUGACCCUUAUUUUCUGCUCACUUUUCUUCUCCCCUGCUUUUGUUUGUUUUGUGUUCAUGGAGCAGUUUGUUGACAGGUCAGCGUGUGUGGCAUAGCUCACCGAACGCUUGCGUUUUAGCAUGAGGAAAACCAUUGCGCAAAAGAGGAGACUGCGAAAGGGAGGGUUCUGUGCCAGAGACCUGUGAACAGAUUUCCUUUUAGAAAACAAGUAAUAUUAUAUGUUGUAUAAUAUUGUAAAGGUGUUAUUUCUUUUUUUCUUUGUGUGUGUGUCUGUGUACAUACACAUAUUUACCUGGUGCUGGCUAUGUUUGAGCCCAUAGGUAUUAUGUAUUCUUGUAUUGUAAUAUAAAUAAUUAAAAUGUUUUAUACAUA